AUGAACCCAAACCUUGCAAUUGCUCCCGAUUUCCAGUUGCCUGAAUACACAGAAGCAAGAGCUCAACUCGUCAAUGAGGCCAUUAAUGACCGGCAAGCAGCAACCAUCUUAGCCAACCUCUGGCACAUCCAGAAUGAUGCAGAUAAGCGUCUCUGGACGAUCAGACUCAAAGCCGAAGCCCGAGAAGCUGAAGCCGAGCGCAGAGAAGCCACAGAAGAAGAAGCUCAAUCAGCCAUUAAAGAGGAGUGCAAAAAGAAUAAAGCCAAAUAUGCUCUAGUCAAGGACAUUGAAAUUACAUUGGAUCCCAUCAUCCUCCCAUGUCAAUAUGCCACGUGGAAAAUGAAGUCUGGUGAUUACUGUGAACUAUUCUACUUCACUAACAGCAGUCUUGAAGAAGCGUCUCGAUCAGCCUUCACAGCGGACAAAGAUGCGCUAGUAAUUCUACCCUCAUCCGAUGGCUUACACAAGUGCAUACCAGCUGGUGCUGCCAAAGACCCCAAAGUCCAAGUUAUCAAAGACGAAAAUCUCACCUGGGAAUAG
Suillus discolor is the source of this 540-nucleotide messenger RNA. RefSeq lists its product as uncharacterized. The record is from RefSeq and is a predicted model, not a curated record. Lineage: Eukaryota; Fungi; Basidiomycota; Agaricomycetes; Boletales; Suillaceae. The coding region runs from base 1 to 540 and encodes 179 amino acids. The transcript is spliced from 2 exons.